Molecule: messenger RNA, 1296 nt
Organism: Penicillium nucicola
Lineage: Eukaryota; Fungi; Ascomycota; Eurotiomycetes; Eurotiales; Aspergillaceae
Product: WD40 repeat domain-containing protein
Exons: 2
Coding region: 1-1296 (431 amino acids)
Molecular function (GO): protein binding
Source: RefSeq, a predicted model, not a curated record
AUGGAAAGCAGUACAACCCAGACACAGUCUCCGGCCACUCCGAUCUACAUCUUGCGUGGGCAUGGCGCACCAAUACACGCACUACACAUCUUCAACCAGAACCUACGCCUAGCAUCCGGCGACGCCAACGGCUGGAUCGUGAUCUGGGACCUAGUCACCAAACGCCCAACAGCAGUAUGGAAAGCGCACGCAGGUGCCGUGCUAGAACUAAAAGGAUUCAAUUUUGACUCAGGCGUGACCGAGAUCUACACACAUGGCCGCGACCACAAGCUCUGCGUCUGGAAGAUCCGAUUAGAAGAUGAAGAAUUCCUAGACAAGACGCUUCCAGUCGACAUGGCUGAUCCCAUCGAGGAGGGAAGCAAGACUCAGCCAUGGCUGCUCCACUCCAUGCCCGUGAACGCGCUCAAUUUCUGCGCGUUUUCUAUGAAAUUCACCAAUGACGAUGGCCUUUCUGUUUCUCCAUCGCCAGCUUCGGAGAAGCCAAAAAAUACGCUUUUCGCAGUUCCCAAUGCCUUGGACUCCGGCGGUGUCGAUAUCUUCCACCUGCCAUCCGAGCGCCGAAUUAGCACCAUUCCAUCUGAAUCAUCGACAAAGACUGGAAUGCUGAUGGCUGUCAAUAUCUUCGUGACCCCAGUUGGGGAUCUCUUCGUGGUUUCGGCGUACGAGGAUGGCCAGGUGAUGGUAUACGCUCAUCGCGGGGCGUUAAAAGCGGCCAGUUUUGAGAUUGAGCAUAUCAGAAACUACCCUUUGAAAUGGGAGAGGCUUUAUGCUGCUCGUCCCCAUACCCAGCCCGUUCUUUCGCUUGAUGUCGCUGCCUGUCAUACCCAUUUUGUUUCUUCCUCUGCUGAUGCCUUGAUUGUCAAACAUCCCAUUCCGAGUCUCGCUUCUGCUGGCUAUAUCCCUACUGCUGGCUACAAGGAGGAAUCGCCCCUGAAAGUUGUUAAUACCAGACACUCGGGUCAGCAGGGCCUGCGCAUUCGGUCUGAUGGGAAAGUGUUUGCUACUGCUGGGUGGGACAGUAGGGUACGAGUGUACUCCGGGAAGACAAUGAAAGAGCUCGCUGUGCUGAAAUGGCAUCAAGAUGGAUGCUAUGCUGUGGCAUUUGGUGGGAUUGGAACGCCUUCAUCUGCCAAUUCUGCCGCACAGCAGUCCCCAACUACGAGCGAAACAGAAGUCUUUGCGCGCGAGUACUCUCUCGCCAGUGUACAGCAACAACGGAAUCGAAAAGUCCAGCAGACUCAUUGGUUGGCGGCAGGUUCCAAAGACGGGAAGAUUUCAUUAUGGGAUAUUUACUGA